UGUUGGUUUAAAUUGCAAGCUGGAAAGUUUGAUAACGUUUUCUUCACAGUAUGAAGUAGCUACAAUGAUUUGAGAAGAUGACUGACGCUUUGAAAAAGAGAUUUGAGUUUCCCAGCUCCCUAAUUCAAGCUCAGGCUGUAAGGAGUCUGGUUACUGCAGUACUGAAGGAAAAGGGCCAGAAUGAAACCAUCUCAGAAUCUACAAUUCAGGGUCCGGCUCUGUUGGCACUGUGGGAGCAGUGCAGCAGUGAGAGUGUAGUGGUGCGCUCAGCUUGCUGUGAUGCGCUGGUGCUGCUAGUUGAACAAGGCCUCGCUGACCUGCAGUACGUCCUCAACAGCAUUCUCAACCUCCUGCCCUCAGCACGAAAUGUGCAAGGACUAAUUAAGGUGGUUGGAAGGCUGCUGCAGAUCCAAGCGAGUCAGCGGGACAAGAGCACAUCCUUUACCUGUCCGUACUCCAUCAGGAGCUGUCCUCACCCGUACAUCACAGUGCUGGAGAAUCGGCCCGAUUGCUGGCCUGCUCUGCUUCAGGAGAUUGAUGACUUCAUUCAGCUGGCUGCUGACAGGAACGAGCAUUUGUUUAUCUCCAUGCUGGCUCCGUUCCUGCGUUACCUCUACUGUGAGCCUCAGAGGCUGCCAGAGAAUGCGCUGCUCCGACACGGCCUGCUCCGAGUCCUGCUACAGUGCCGUGAGGUCGAUCAAGGUCAAAGUUCAGCUUGCACACCGGUCACCCAUCAGAUCCUGCACUGCCUUGUUCAGUUGUUUCCUCAUAUGCUGGUGGACAGCGUUACAGACAUGGUGGAGCUGAGUUCCAUGGCCGAGUCUCUAAGCUCUGCUCUGCUCGCUGAGCCGGAUCACUGGAGGACAGAGUUAGCACAGCUAGCGCUACAGCUCAUGUGUGGCUGUCAGCUCAGCCUCCAGCUUGGAGGAGAACUGAGGUCCUUGCUGCACACCCUACACCGGAUACUGCCAGUAUGUAAAAAGGACCUCCCGUCUGAUCAAGUGAUCAUGGGGAUCUCGCUGCUUCUUCUUAAGGCCUCCGCCUCACAGCAGACCGCCCUCCUGGAGCUCGGUGUGAAGGUGGUUUCAAACGAAGAGAGGCCUCCAUGGAGUGCACAGUUGCUAGUAAUGCCACUGCUGCAGGUGCUUUCCUGCUCCACCCUCAUGGAGGCUCUAACAGACCCUCAAACUCACGCGAAGAACCAGGACCUGGCUAACUCACUGCUUCAGAUCGUCCAGAGAGAGCUGUGUAAUCCAGUACAGGACAACGCUACCCAGCUACCUCUUCCUCUGAGCACAUGGUACAGUGAGCUGCAGGUGGCCACCAGUGUCUUACGCGGAGUCUCAGCAGAUCCCGCUGCCUCUAUAGAGUGGCUCUAUUCUGUCCAGUCCGCUCUACCUUUGUGUGAAUAUGUCCCAGAUGCUCUUCCCCUUCUUCUCACCCACCUUAUCCUCAGCAGUGAGGGGGAUCUCUGCAGGCUGGCUCUGGACACUGCAGCAAGAAUCUGUGAAGCAGAUCCCACUCAGGUCCCGUGUAUGGUGCCGGUGCUGAUGUUUAAGCUGAGUCGAGUCUCUGAUGGUGCUUUAUCUCACACAGUGCUCUUCACUUUACCAAAACUGGGAACGCACCAGUUUUGUAUACCGCAGGUCCUGCAUGUUCUUCAGAGGCUGGCCAGCUGCCCCAAACUGCGGCCUGUGGCUUUGUGUGUUCUUACUGAGCUUUGGAAAAAGCAGGAUCGUGUGUAUCCAGACUUGCAGAAACUGAUGGCCCUGAUGGAGAAAUCAUCGGUAAUGGUGGGAAAGGAGGUUCAGUGGGAACAGAUCCUGGCGAGAGCUGCCUGUGUGAGGGACAUCUGUCGAGAAAGGCCAUACCAGCAUGGAGGAGACAUGCUGGCAGCUAUAACAGACACGCUGACUCAGUGUUCUAGGAAGGACCAGGCCCCCCCUGCAGCGCUGGUUCUGCAGGGUCUACAUGAACUAUGCAGAGCUGAGGUGGUCGAUAUCAGCUCUACGUGGAAAGCGCUCUCUCCGAAGAUAACCUGUGAGACGAGACCUCUAGUGGUAAAGGCUGUUGCAGAGCUUCUCUCUCUGGUGCCUUCACUACACGUCAAAACGGAACAAUAUGAGAAUUUUACAAAUGAGAUGGUCAGCAUUUUGUGGAGCUAUGCUCUAAGUCAGAAUGCAGACGUGGCUACCAGUGGCUACAGGGCACUGUCUGAAUUCCCAGAAUCCUCUCAUUCCAUCUUGCACCUGCCUGAACCAGCAAGACCAGAAACAAAGCAGCCAUGUGAUCAUGAGGAUGAGGAGAAGGAGAAAGAGAAAGAUGAAGAUCUCACUGUGCCAGGACCUUCAUACAUUAAGCUGGUUGGACUGACACCACAACCUGUUUUACCAGCACUUGAGACCUUCCUGACGGCUCUCAUAAAACAAGAGAUGAUCCAAAUGCCCAGAGGAGUAUACCAUUUAGCCCUGAGAGGAGGAAACCUGCGUUCUGACCAAGGCAAAACUGUUGCUGGAGUCCCUGCCUUUAUGCUAAAAACGUAUGAGAAGAAUAAGCAGCCUGGUCUUAAACCUGGUCUAGCAGCUGGUCUGCUGCUCUGCUACGACCUCCCCAUCCAGACUGACAAAGAUGGACGACCAAUUACCCGCUUCAUAGUCAGCAGAGGCCGCAGCUACCAGCAGAUGUUAACCACCCUCAUCCAUGAGGUGAACAUCCAGCCUUCAGAGUGGCAUCGCUCCCUUUUACUGCCUCAGGCAUGGCGUGACUUUAUGAACCGGGCAUACCAGGCUGUCUUACAGGGGCGUAAAGCAGAGCUGGAGAUGCUGCAGAAGCAGGGGAAGGAGAGUCCAGAUGACUUACAGUAUAAACAGCAUUGCUCCUGGCUCUGGGUCAGGGACCAGCUGACUGAUGUGGUAAAGGCUGCUGCCAAGGACAGUCCAGUAGUCCAGGGGAACUGCAUUUUGGCUCUUAGUGGUCUUGCUGUGGCCCUGAGUCGCCAUGGGAGUAGUCUUCCUGCUCAAAGCAAUGGACAAGUUGAGGUGGGUCCAGAGAUCCUCCCAACAGCUCAUUGGCUGUCUAUGGUUAUUGACACUCUUCUGAGCAUUGUGAGCAGCAGCAGCCGACCCAAAGGACAAGUCUUCCCUUGGUUUGUUCAUCGCUCAUACUCGGGUGAAAACACAGCCAGUGCUAUAGCCCGCUCCUGUGCAGCACUCGGCCUGGCCAUGCUAGUACCCGUGCUGGUCACCUCGCACAGGGAGGCCGUGCCUACCAUACUCGACACCCUGAAAUCAGGGCUGCCUGAUGCACCCACUGCAGAUGACUCGCAGGCCGUGCAGUUUCACAGCGGCCUGGCACUGGGUAUGCUGCUGGCCUGGCUCAAUGAGGAGAAAGUCAGUGACAUAGGUGGGCAGUCCAUGUGGAAGCUGGUGCUGAGUUAUCUGGAGCUUUUGGAGGCGUGCUGUUUUAAUACCCAGCUGGAGUAUAAUUCAGGCUGUGUUUUGGCUGUAGGGCUGUUGCUCAGCUCUCUGUGUAGUAGUAGUGUCGAAGAACAGCGAGGACGUGUGUUUCUGUCUCUAGACAGACUGCUGCAGAGCCUGCGAGACAGCAGCGGCAUGGGACGCAUGCAGCAGGAGGUUCUGGCAUACUCUGUUUCAUGUGCUGGAGUGUCUGCAUUCAGCUGUGGCAUUACUGAUGCCAGUAAGGCUGAGGAGAUGAUGAACACUUUGAGAUCCAUGACUGAGGAAAACCAGCAGACUCCAGGUUUGGCUUUGGCUCUGGGCCUCUCUGUGUAUGGACUGUCCUCUUGUGGUCAUGGUAAAGCUGAGGACCUCCACCCUCGCCUGCUUUCUGCAUGGACCAAGAUCUUGCUGGCAGAGGGUUGCCCAACCAUGCAAAGACUGGCAGCUCUCAAUGGCAUGAUCUCACUCGUAGGUUCGGAGACUGCUUUUCUUCAGCUUAAGAGUGAAUCUGAACAGUCCUCUCAGCAGCAGAAUCGACUAAACGAGGUCAUAAGAUCUAUUACACAGAUCAUCUCUUUCUCAGGAGCAUUAGGUCUUCAGUCUAAUGGAGCAUGUUUGGUGGCUCAUCUGCACUUGGCUCAUAUGUCCAGCAGCCACAGCCGAACUGCAGUGCCACAGGACUUCAGCUAUCUCCCAGAGAGGAGUAUCAUCCGUGCUUCAGUGCUGUACAUUACUGAAGCAGGAAGGAAAGGGCCUGAGGUCAUUCCUCCAGAUCUGUUAAAGGCAGUGUUGGCUCCACUGGCCACAGUGGGUGCUAGCUUCCAAUAUCCACCAAUCAACUGGAGUGCCAUCCUCUUGUCCGUGAUGAGACUCAACUUUGGUGAGGAGGUACAGCAUCACUGCAUAGAGCUGGCUGCCAGUCAGAGCCAGAGUUCCUCCAGUGCUUCACUCUUCCUGGGUGUAUGGCUCGCUCCUCCACUGGUCCACAGCCUCAGUCUGCGUACCAGAGCUCUUCUGUACGAGUGCUUGAGUUCGUGGAUGAAGCAUGUUGCAGAAGAUAAGCUGCAGGUGUACGUGGAGAGUUUGGCGGUACAGCAGUUUAAUCCAGAUACCCGAGCUCUGAGGCGUUCUCUCUGCCGCUCCAUUCUUCAAGGCCUGGCUAAGGCUAUGGCUCUCCCAAACCCAGCUCAGAACUGCUGGGCAAUUCUGUGCUCCACCACUGAGAAGAUAUUCCAACUUUUACCUGAUCAUAUACAGGCUAAUGAGGUGCAUCUCUAUGAAGGAAUCUGUUCUUGUUUGUCAGAAAUGAGCGACACAGAGAUCGACAGGAUUGUUAAAGUCACUGAGGUCAAUGUGGAGAAGACAACCUUUAUUCUGUCCUAUCUAAGCUCCAAAGGCAGAAUUCCACUCCUGGCUGUUAACGAUGUUAUCAGUACAGUUCUUCAAACAGGGAAGGUUGAGAGAAUCAGCUGGCUGAUCCUGCAGUGCUUCUACCAGUCACGGCUGUCCUCUAACCCUAACACAGGUGUGGCCAAAAGAAUGGAGUGGCUGCUAGAAUUAAUGGGACACAUCAGGAAAGUGGCAUAUGGAGCACCCACAGUGAAAUGUGAUGCCACAGUGAGCACCAGCUUCUUGCUUGGCGUUUUUGCCGCUGCACUGGUCUCAUGGGCCGAUCACUCUAUGCCACUCCUUAUUGGCAUCCGAGCCCAGUGGUUUCCAUGGCAAAAUUCAUCACUUCAGCUAGACCUCGCCCAUGACCUCUAUGUGAACACUGCGAGCACCGAGGAGUCGGUAAAACAGUGUCUGCUAGCUAUGCCAUACAGCCUGAAGCACCUGCUAGUCAAGGAGCCGUGGAAGUCCCAGUCUCAGAAGUUCAUUGACUGGCUCUUCAGCUUGACAGAGGCUUCUGAUGAAGUUUUAUCACAAACAGCCAGAGCAACCUUACUGGCACUGAGAUCAACCCCAGAGUUUAAGAAGAAGGCGGUGUGGACAAGGGCAUAUGGCUGGUGAACUAAAAUGUACUCACUGCACCCUUAUUUGUGUUCAAAUAAGUAAAAUGUAUAAAAGCUGCAGUAAA
Messenger RNA from Trichomycterus rosablanca, 5535 nucleotides. It is a transcript of the gene focad, whose product is annotated as focadhesin. The transcript is spliced from 44 exons. The coding region runs from base 78 to 5468 and encodes 1796 amino acids. NCBI's taxonomy places the organism in Eukaryota, Metazoa, Chordata, Actinopteri, Siluriformes, Trichomycteridae. The record is from RefSeq and is a predicted model, not a curated record. Gene Ontology annotation, biological process: regulation of post-transcriptional gene silencing.